UACCGUACAGGCGACACCUACACACCCUCGGUUACAAUAUUGUGUGGUGUAAAGUUCCAUAACGAUUCUGGGAGCUCCGAACGUUGUUUAAGCCGUUUGAUCUUAAGGUGCAGUUGAAAUGGACAAACUCUAGAUCCCCAAGCCUCCUUCCGCUCUCUCUCCAUCCCGGAGUGUCUUGCUUAAUUAGGGCAGCGGUGUCUGCUUUUGCACACAUACACGUUGAUACAUAAAUGAGACUCCCUCCUCUACAGAGCACGCCAUGGCCGCACUGGCCUAGUGAGAGACCCGCUGGGAUCACCCAGUCCGGACACGCCUUCAGCCCCACAACACCACUCUACGUCCGCGAGCCCACAACACCGCUCUACGUCCGCGAGCCCAAACCGGAACAGCGUUGUUUCACGUAUCUGUUUCCGCCCCCCAACAGCGGACUGGUGGUUGGCUGGCUACACUUCCGCCUUGGCGUGGCUGGGAGCUGCGGGUCGCGGCGCCAUGUAUCGUCCUGUGCGAGCGGGUCAGCGGUUAAACUGCAGCCUCCUGGCUCUGCGGAGACACCUCGCCAACGAAAGGCACGACGCGCUCGCUGCACCGGCGACCCCCUUCAGAAUGGCCAGCACAGAAUACAGGAUUGAAAAGGACACUUUUGGGGAGCUCAAAGUGCCAGUUGACAAAUACUACGGUGCCCAGACAGUCAGAUCCACUAUGAACUUCAAGAUAGGGGGACCCUCGGAGAGGAUGCCCAUCCAGGUUAUUAAAGCUUUUGGUAUCCUGAAGAGGGCAGCUGCUGAGGUCAACAAGGACUAUGGUCUUGACCCCAAGAUUGCUGAUGCAAUCAUCCAGGCUGCAGAUGAGGUAGCAGCUGGUAAGCUGGACGAUCAUUUCCCUCUGGUGGUGUGGCAGACAGGGUCUGGAACUCAGAGCAACAUGAACGUCAACGAGGUGAUCAGCAACAGGGCCAUUGAGAUCCUCGGAGGAAAACUCGGCAGCAAGGACCCUGUUCAUCCAAAUGAUCACGUUAACAAAAGCCAGAGCUCCAACGACACCUUUCCCACUGCUAUGCACAUUGCUGCUGCCCUAGAGGUGCAUCAGGUUUUGCUUCCAGGCUUGCAGGCUCUCCACGAUGCACUGGCUGCUAAGGCAGAGGAGUUCAAAGACAUCAUUAAGAUCGGACGCACACACACACAAGACGCAGUGCCGCUCUCACUGGGACAGGAAUUCAGUGGGUAUGUUCAACAAGUGAAGUACGGUAUAGAGCGAAUGAAGGCAGCAAUGCCGAGGGUGUAUCAGCUGGCCGCAGGUGGUACUGCAGUUGGCACAGGACUCAAUACCCGCAUCGGCUUUGCUGAGAAAGUAGCGGCCACUGUUGAAUCCAUUACUGGUCUGCCCUUUGUGACUGCUCCCAACAAGUUUGAGGCUCUGGCAGCCCACGAUGCCCUUGUGGAACUGAGUGGAGCAUUGAACACAGUGGCUGUCAGCAUGAUGAAAAUUGCCAACGAUAUUCGCUUUCUUGGAUCUGGACCCCGUUCUGGCCUGGGAGAACUCAUCUUACCUGAGAACGAACCAGGAAGCAGCAUAAUGCCAGGCAAGGUCAACCCCACCCAGUGUGAGGCGAUGACCAUGGUGGCGGCCCAGGUGAUGGGGAACCAUGUAGCAGUCACCAUUGGAGGCAGCAAUGGACAUUUUGAGCUCAAUGUCUUCAAACCCAUGAUGAUAAAGAACGUGUUGAAUUCUGCACAGUUGCUCGGCGAUGCUGCAGCCUCCUUCACCAGGAACUGUGUCGUAGGCAUCCAGGCCAACACGGACAGAAUCAAUAAGCUGAUGAACGAAUCUCUCAUGCUGGUCACCGCACUCAACCCACAUAUUGGUUAUGACAAAGCGGCCACCAUAGCCAAGACGGCCCACAAGCAGGGCUCCACGCUGAGGGCGACGGCGGUGGCGCUGGGCUACCUCACUGAGGACCAGUUCGACCAGUGGGUCAAACCCAGUGACAUGCUGGGCCCCAAGUGAUGUCAGACAAAGCCAGGAACCAGCCCUUCUUCACUAAACUGAAAUAUUUUGCUUUUCAACGACACAGAUUCCGUUGAACUAUGUUCAGAUGUUUGAAAAAAAUCAAACGGAGAAAAAGUCGCCUAUCAAGAAACAAUAUUGAGACUCUGGUUCACACAUCCAGUCAGGGAAUCUUUAGUUUUCAUCUGAUUAACACAGCCCGUCUACAACGGACGAUGAUGCUGCAUGCACAAGUAACACUUACUCAUCAUCCUUGAGUUAAAAUCCACUGUAUAUGUGGCUUACAUCUCAUACCUGGGCAACGUGUUACAAAUACUUUACAAAUACUUGUGAUUAGAUAUCUUAAGAACCUUCCUGGCUCCAUGGCCUCCGCUACACAGGCCUGCCAGAGAAGUGAGGCACUUUCACACACGAAUCUUAAAAUAAUGUCAAUAAUAUUUUGUCUUUGUUCUUAUAACUGCAACUGCUGUUGGAAUUGACUGCCACGUGUCUUUUUCCAUGUGUGCGCACUGGUCUGUCACCACUGGCGCUGAUGUCAACCAUUAAUCUGGCAAACUGUCAAGCUGGGAUGAGAAAGCAGUGCUACAGUAAGAGCUCCAGUGUUACUCCAGGACAGCGCUGUACAUCUUACCUGAUCUGCAUGCAACUAAACACAUUUUGAAAUCAAGUCUGGCCUGAUCUGUUGUCAGUGUCGGAUGGGUCAAGAGAAUUAGUCCCUCAGAGACCGUUUAAAAGGGGCUAUCAUAGCCUCCUAAACAGCAGUAACGAGUUUGGAUUUGUAAUUUGUAUUGUCUGUGAAAUAAUGGUUGUGCAAAAUGCCUUUCAGAAUAAACUCUGACGGAGGCGACGUCUCCAGUGAGAUGAAGGAA
Lampris incognitus (smalleye Pacific opah) is the source of this 2873-nucleotide messenger RNA. RefSeq names its product fumarate hydratase (gene fh). Bases 490 to 2004 code for a protein of 504 amino acids. The record is from RefSeq and is a predicted model, not a curated record. Gene Ontology annotation, biological process: fumarate metabolic process; malate metabolic process; tricarboxylic acid cycle. The transcript has 10 exons. Gene Ontology annotation, cellular component: mitochondrion; tricarboxylic acid cycle heteromeric enzyme complex. Gene Ontology annotation, molecular function: fumarate hydratase activity. NCBI's taxonomy places the organism in Eukaryota, Metazoa, Chordata, Actinopteri, Lampriformes, Lampridae.